CUUGCCAACAUUCUGGGUUGUUUUUUUAGACCGAAGCACUCGUACUUCUGAACUUCCUGGGUAGGAAGCACCACUUCAGCGGACCUAACAAGAUUUGGAGAGAGACCAUCCAUGUCUUCAGGUUGGCAGACCUCCCAUAGAUCAGAGCCAAUGCCGGAAAUCAUGGUGAAAAUCAUUGGAAGUAAACACUUUCGAUAUGUUGUGGAAAAGCCAAUGAUCAAGCAGAAUGAGGAGUUGAAGACAGAACCUCAAACCACACUCCAGAAGCCCAGAGCUGAUUAUGCAAGGCAGGUGAGCAGAGACCUGCUAAGACCCACCGACCCUUCUGACCAGCAAAUCACUGCUAACCCAGCUGAUAAGAAAGACAGUAAGCACUCAAGCAGCAGCCAGAAACCAGAGAGCAAUCAAAAGUUCUUAAAAGGAGAACUCAGUAACAGAUUCCUGGAUGGCAGGAUUUCCCAUGAGGCAAAUGUCUACUGCAGCUCUGUACCAACUGGAGACCAGUCUCUAUCCUAUAUACACUGUCACCCCAGUAGAAAGUCUAGAGAUUGGUCCUUGGAACAUAUAACAAAGGACAGCUCUGAACAACCUGAGGAAAUUAUCCAAAGACCAAGUAUAAUGACAAGUGAAGAUUCUUUUCUACUCACUUUGGUCAGAAGAGAACUCAAGUCAUGCCCAUUGAGCUCCAGCCUAUGGGACAAACUUCUGAAAGAGCUGAAGACUCUGGACCCCAUCUCUUCAGGGUUUCUCCUCCAGUCACAGUUAAGCCGCCUCUUCCUAAGACUUGAAGUCCCUCUUCAGUUCCCAACAGUCAAGCUCCUCUGCCAAAAAUUUUCCAGAAGGGAUUCUCCUGAAAUGGUGAAUUAUGGAGAGCUACUCUGCUUUUUAAAAGGAGCAAGUUCAGAUAAAUUGCUGAAAAAUGGAACUGCUGUACACAGUAACCCAAGGAACACUCCAAGUCAAAGCCACCAUAGACAAAGCACACCACCUCAAGGUACUGGCUUACUGUCCGAAGUGAACAAGAGCUUGCUGGAGAUUUUGAAGAUGGCAUUAAGAACAUGCCAAGGCAAAUUCAACAUAGACAACCUCAACCUGAGCCUUCAAAGAGAAGAUCACUCAUUCUCUGGCUGCCUCCCUUUGCCCAAGGUCAGGGCUAUAUGUGGCAAGCAUGGAUUGUAUCUAACCUUGACCCUGCUGGAAACAUUGCUUAACCACCAAGAUUUGGGUUACCAAGGUGAAAUAAAGUGGCGGAAUUUUGUUAAGUGGCUAAACAGGGCUUCUUCUGAGUUGUUGUGUGAUGUGCCUGUAGGAAAGAAUGGAAAGGAAACCCCAGGGGACUUGGUUGAAGUCCCUGAGAGACCCCAAAGCAAAACUGAACAUGUGAAAACUCCAGAAGAGAAUCCAUGGCCAGAAAGCCCUACCACUAUGACUUCAGCCCCACAAGAUCCAGUGAACUCCUUUAAGAACAGGCCAUCCUCUCAGCCUGUUUUGAGUCCAGCCAUGAUGAAGGAUGCUGAACAACCUGAGCUCUGGAUAGACAGGUUCAGGAAGCUGGAAAAUGCCCUCUACUUAUGUGACCUGAGCAACACCGGAGUUUUGGAGAAGGAGAGAGCCAGACGCCUCAUACACAACUACAAUCUCAUUUACAACUUGUCCCUGAGUCCUCGGAGAAUUGACCAGGCUUUGCGGAGGUUCCGUUCUGGAGAAGAUGUCAUCUUGGAGCCAGCACUGCGGUAUUUAAAGGAGCUGUGAGAACAAGCAUGCACUGUGAGAGCAAUGUUUCUUUCAUUUCCCCUUUACCUGCACUUGUGCUUCUCCUCAGUCUGAGUGCUGGGGUAGAGGCUUUGUUUGAGCUGAGACAAAUGUAGCUGUUCUAGCAACUUUUGACUUAGCCUUGGCUAUGAUGAGGAGCCGUUCUCAAUGAUCAAAGAAAUCUGACUUUCUCUUCUGAUGUAACAAGAGUCCAAUCACUUAAAGUGCUUUUCUGUUCUUACAGUGCUUAUUAUCAAUGUGUUUAAUAUUUUUCUACAUUGCCAAAAAAACGGCUUUGUAAGCAACGUGAGUUCAUGCAUCAAAAAGCAUGCAGAAUGGUAUUGACUCACCAGAAUGUCUGAUGCAGAGGAGACCUCAAUAGAUUUUUUUUUGGGGGGGGGGUUGGUUUUGAGACAGGGUCUAAAUACAUAGUUCAGAUUGACUUUCAACUUGUAAUCUUACUGUCUCAGAUUCUUGAGGGCUCCAAUAUAUAAUUCCCCAUGUAGGUAAUUAGAUCCAUAUGCUAAUCACUAUUCUAGGAAGGAUUUACUAUAAGAAAAAUAAAAGUAUUGAUACUGAA
Peromyscus leucopus (white-footed mouse) is the source of this 2332-nucleotide messenger RNA. It is a transcript of the gene C2H1orf87, whose product is annotated as chromosome 2 C1orf87 homolog. The record is from RefSeq and is a predicted model, not a curated record. The coding region runs from base 112 to 1752 and encodes 546 amino acids. The transcript has 12 exons. Lineage: Eukaryota; Metazoa; Chordata; Mammalia; Rodentia; Cricetidae.